This is a messenger RNA of Ananas comosus (pineapple), 1292 nucleotides long. RefSeq names its product protein MAIN-LIKE 1-like. Gene Ontology annotation, molecular function: nucleic acid binding; zinc ion binding. Lineage: Eukaryota; Viridiplantae; Streptophyta; Magnoliopsida; Poales; Bromeliaceae. Gene Ontology annotation, biological process: meristem development; meristem maintenance. The coding region runs from base 459 to 1286 and encodes 275 amino acids. The transcript has 4 exons. The record is from RefSeq and is a predicted model, not a curated record.
GAGUUUGAAGUCCAAACAGGACACUCUAAUUACAAUGUUACCCUUAAUGGAACACAAGCGGAUUGUGAUUGCGGCGAAUUCAAGCUAACGGGCAUACCUUGCUCGCAUAUUUUAGCAGUUUGCAGUAAUUCACAACUAAGAAUAGAUUAUCAUAGUCUUUGUUCCCAUUGGUAUACUGUAGAGUGUUAUUGCCAGACAUACGCACCGCUUUUCCAUCCAAUUCUAGACAGACGCUACUGGCCACGACCCCAGGGCCCACCAAUUGUACCGCCUCCCGUGAGAAGGAAGAAAGGUCGACCACGAUCAACACGUAUUCGUAAUAUAAUGGACGAAACAAGUGGGCGACGAACAAAAUGUAGCAUUUGUAAGCAGGGAGGUCAUUAUAGAAACACCUGUCCACAGAAUACAGAGAUAGCACAACAAGGACGUCGACGUAGGACUUGAUACCUAACUUAAUAAUGGCAGAUCUAGAGGAGGCGGGACCAGUUGAUGAGUCCGUCCUGACAGAGCAGCAUCUCCAUAGGUCUUCAUUUAUCACGACUGAGGGAUAUCGCGGGGUGCAGUUCAUAGAGCAUGGCCGCAAAUUAAACCAGUGGGAGCUUGAUCAUCCAGCAGUGCUAGAUUUGCUACGACAGUCUGGAUUUUAUUAUAUUUCUCGACUUAGGCGUCUACAGCUGGAUCAGGCAUUAUUAGGAGCUUUGAUCGAGCGAUGGAGACGGGAGACCCAGACAUUUCACUUCCGCCACGGUGAGAUGACGAUUACACUUCAGGAUGUGGCGGUUAUUUCGGGUCUUCGUGUCGAUGGAGCGCCGGUCACUGGGACUACAGUGUAUCCGUGGCCAGAUAUUUGUCAGGCGCUUUUAGGGGUUGUGCCGGAUGACAUCCGAGCUGGGCAGAUUAGAUUAGAUUGGAUAUACCAGCAGUUUCAUCAUCUACAUUUGGAUGCUCCGGCUGGAUUAGUUGCAGCCACUGCACGUGCAUAUAUAUUAUAUCAGAUUGGCUGUAGUCUAUUUCCAAACCCCACCGGAUAUAGGGUUCAUCUUAAGUGGCUGCCACUUAUAGCGGAUUUUGAUGCAUGCGGCGCUUUAGCCUGGGGUGCAGCAGCACUGGCCUAUCUAUAUCGAGCUUUGGGAUCGGCUGCAUUAAAAGGAAAGGUCGAAUGCUGUUGCUUCGCGACAUUAGUACAGAUUUGGGCGUGGGACCAUCUACAUGUCGGCCGACCUACUAGCGUUGGAGCUGUUGCCGACAUGGCUGAUUGCCCUAUGGGUUGCCGGUAUGACAUAUAAAUUUGA